This is a messenger RNA of Nerophis lumbriciformis (worm pipefish), 1007 nucleotides long. The record is from RefSeq and is a predicted model, not a curated record. NCBI's taxonomy places the organism in Eukaryota, Metazoa, Chordata, Actinopteri, Syngnathiformes, Syngnathidae.
AUGUUUUUGAAAGGAACAUUCCUUCAGGUCACAGAACCAGAACCCUCCGUGUCUGUUGUCUCUGAAGUCCAACCAGGACCGCCUGUGAAGUUGCAGUGCUCAGUCCUCUCCCACUCUGGGAAUGAAACCUGUCAGGAUGGACCCAAAGUGUCCUGGUUCAGAACUGGACCAGAAAGUGUCCAUCCCAGCUUUGUUUACACUCAUGACGAAUGCAAGAAGAUCAAAGAUAAUUCCACACAGAAAUGUGUCCACACUUUCUCAAAGAACGUCAACUUCUCUGAUGCUGAAACUUACUUGUGUGCUGUGGUCACAUGUGGGAGGAUUUUCAUGGGAAAUCCAAUAAAAGUCAACAACACACAAGAUUCCAGCAACUGUGAUUCAAACAAGUAUGUUAUCUUUAUUUUGAGUGCUUCUUUGGUCUUAAACUUCAUCAUGUCAGCCUUCGUCAUCAACAAGAUCAGGACAAAAAUUAGUUUUUGCUGUAAAGCUGGUCCACAAACACUCGAUGAAACGUUCAGUCACGUCCAGCAGAGAGACGAGGAGUCUUUGGUUUAUUCCAUGCCAUCGUCUCCAGGAAAACUGACAAGGCGAGCCAGACAAAUACGAGGGCAGCAGAAGAAUUCAGCACGUACACUGACGUGUGUCAUCAUGACUCAAUCCUUACCACACAACAUUAAAAUGUGUUCUGAUACACAUUCUGUUAAUAAUACACAUUCUUAUACUUUUUUCCCUGUAAGAACAUGAAAAUGGAGACACAGAGAUGAGGUAGGAAUAAAUAAGCUCUGCUUCAUCCUGCUCCUUUUCGGACAUGUUGAUUUUAUGUGAGUGUAAAUGUGAUGUUCUUCAAUGUAACUUGUUUAAAUAAAUAUUCCCAAUACUGCAAAGAGGCUUUGGAAAUGAUCUUAAACGUUUUAUUAACCUCUUUAGGCCACUAAUUGAAAUACUUGGAAAUGUAAAUGAUCAAGACAAUGCUUUUUUUUUUUCAUUUUUAUAAAAACAUUAUUGUU